This is a messenger RNA of Dioscorea cayenensis subsp. rotundata (Guinea yam), 1313 nucleotides long. Its product is annotated as protein SRC2-like. Gene Ontology annotation, biological process: defense response. NCBI's taxonomy places the organism in Eukaryota, Viridiplantae, Streptophyta, Magnoliopsida, Dioscoreales, Dioscoreaceae. The transcript has a single exon. Bases 121 to 1152 code for a protein of 343 amino acids. The record is from RefSeq and is a predicted model, not a curated record.
CUUUCUUCAACCCAUCCAAAUCCACCGCUAUUUAAACCCUCUCUUCUCGCUCCCCCCUCUCCCUCAAGAAACCCUAACCCUAGAUCGUAUCGUCUUCUUUGCAACCCUAGCCCAAGAUCCAUGGCUUCGCGAACCCUAGAAAUCACCCUCAUCUCCGCCAAAGACCUCAAGGACGUCAACCUCUUCUCCAAGAUGGAGGUCUACGCCGUCGUAUCCAUCGACGGCGACCGCCGCAGCGUGCAGCGCACCACCCCUGAUCGCCACGGCGGCACCAACCCAGCCUGGAACGCCACUCUUCGCCUCCCCCUUCCCCCUGACGAUCCCGCCCGCCAUGUCGUCGUCAUCGUCCUCCGUGCUGAGCGUGCCCUCGGCGAUCGCGAUGUCGGCGAGGUCCAUAUCCCUCUUACAGAGUUCCUCUCCGGCUCCGGCGACGGUAAGACCCCUCAAUUCGUUAGCUACCAGGUCCGUAAGCCGUCCGGGAAAGGCAAGGGGGUUCUUAAUAUCUCCUUCAAGAUCUCUGAUGCCGUCGCUGCCACAUCGAUGCCACCAUCUGUCUACUCUUCGACAACGGCCUACACUCCACCAUCGAAGGCCGCUGAUCAACCACAAGCGUACCCUCCACCGGCAGCGAAGGCCAACGAUUACACUCCGGCUUAUCCUCCGGCAGCGAAGGCCAAUGAAUACACUCCGGCUUAUCCUCCCGCAGCGAAGGCCAGCGAUUAUCCCCAGGCUUAUCCUCCCGCAGCGUCCUACCCUCCCUCUUCGUCCUACCCUUCAUACCCUCCUCCAUCUAAGGGAUCCAAGGUCGAUGAACCAGUAACCGCGUACCCCGCUGGUCCAAGCGCUUACCCGCCGCAUGCAACGGCGGUUCCGUACGGGCAGCCACAAGGAUACCCGGCGUACACAUCAGGAUACGGGUAUCAGCAGCCGCCGCCGCCUCCGGCGGGAUACGGCUACGGUGCUCCACCUCCGGGGUAUGCAUACAGCGCUGUGCCACCAAAGGCCCAAAAGAAGAACAAGUUCGGGAUGGGUCUUGGAGCCGGUCUUCUCGGUGGUGCCCUCGGCGGGCUUCUCAUCGGCGAUAUGAUCUCCGACGACGGCGCUUACGAUGCCGGCUACGACGCUGGCUUUGACGAUGGCUUUGGUUUCUAGACUUUUUUUGUUUUUUGUUUUUGUUCUUUUUAUACAUAAAUAAUUAGAUUUUUAAUAAAAUGCUGAGGUUGUGCAUACACUGAAUAGGUCUUGAUGCUUUGCUUAUUUUUCGUGGAUGAAGACAAAGAUGAAAUAUUAGUUUGUUGACUCUUUUUGUAUUA